AUGAUGGGAGCACCGUCCAGCAUGGGUCCCCCCGCCGUUACACCACGCAAGGCACCCACAACACCAUCCCACAACAACGCCUUCGCUUUUGGCGUCACACCGCACAAGACUCCCUUGCGUACACCUGGCGGUUCCAAGAUCGAGCAGACCUCCUCGACACCCAUCAUCGACUUCAACGCCAUCGAGUCACAGAAGGAAAACGUCCAACCACUCGCCAAGGGCAGGUCAGCGCAUGCACUGUCCAACACCCUCAACAUGCAGCACAAGCAGCGACAUGCCUUGCUCGCCCAGCAACGCGCCGAACACGAGCAGAUCGUCACGUCAGAAGACAACGCCGACUCGGACGAUCCAUUGGAAGCGUGGACAAAGUACGUCAAGUGGUGCAUCGACAACUUUCCUUCCGGUCAGACCCACGAGUCGGGUCUCAUCCCGCUUCUUGAGCGUGCAACGCGCCACUUCAAAGAUUCGGAACAGUACACCAACGAUCCAAGAUAUCUUCGGCUAUGGAUUCUCUACGCGAGAAACGUCGAGUGCGCUCGCGAUGUCUAUAACUUCUUGCUUGCCAACGAGAUCGGCACCAAGCUCGCCAGUCUCUACGAGGAGCUCGCUGUCGUUCUUAAGGGUCAAAGAAUGUACGAUGAGGCGGAUGCCAUGUAUAAGCUCGGCAUCGCACGCAGAGCCAACCCCAUCGACCGGAUCAAGCGCAGAUACGAAGAGUACAAGACCCGCAUCAUUCUCGGUCAGACCGAGUCUGCUGGCUCGUCCAGCGCUGGUAUCGUCACCAACUACGCUGACGCCCUCAAGGCUGCCAUGGUCACAGUAGGCCGAAGCAUGCUCGGCGAGAAGGAUGCCUCUGUAGGGCCAGCACGCAGUCACUCGGCCAACGUGCUGCGUGGGGCAGGAGCAAGCGUCGGUGCCAUUGGACUCAGCACGCAAACACCAUCCAACAAUGGCCGCAAGUUGAACGUCUUCCACGACGUCGACGAUGACCGAUCAUCGCGGUCCAAGGCUCAGGGCGCCAGCACCAAAGGAUGGGAGGACAUCGGCACCGUAGCCUCGCGCAACCAAGAGAAUGUCCAGGCCGACCGCUUGGCAGGCGUGAAGAGCUUCAAGAUCGGUGCCCAGGGCGGUGUCUCCAAGAAGCCCGGAUCUGGCCUCGCCGUCUUUAGAGACUCCGACGACGACGACGACGAGGACACGGACGACACAGCGUCGACAAUCAAGCCGGCAGGUGUCUUAAGCCCCAAGGAUCACGCGAGCAAGUUGGCAGGUGGGCUCGGUCGUAAGGCUCAAUCCAGCGAGACUGAUCUGCUGCGAAGCAACCCGUUCGCGUAUUGGGGAAAGGACGCCAAGCUCGUCCCUGAUCCGGCUAGUCUGCGUGCCGACUCUCAGUCAUCUCGCAAAGUCUCGAGCUCGAGCACCGGCUCCAACGGCGAGAGGCAUCGCACCAAAACCACUUUUUCCCGCUCCACGCAGCCCAGCAACGGCUCAGCCGCGGUCGCUGCCGCAUCAACGGGAGGCAAGCGCGAGAAGCAGGCCGCUCCCCUCGCCCAGAUGCUACCUCGAUUUCGAUCCAGCUCGCAAAAGGCCUUUUACAAGCAACGAGGCUGGCAGUGCGAGCUGACGCUGGAGGAGCUGACGGCUCGCAAGCGAGGCUUCGGUCCAGUUAUUGAAGGCUGGGAGGACGCAGCCGAGGCGAAGCAGAUCGUCUCAGAUCCCUGGACGUACCUCGACCAGCUCGUCGGUCGCUGGCUGCCCGAGGAUGCGCCAGCAAAGAACCCAUUCGAAGCCACCCAGACGAUCGACGCGACCACCGGCAUCUUCCCCUCACGCGACGAAUUUGAUCCCGACGACUCGGUCGCCAACGCCGUCGCGCUCAACCUCCGUCCCGGCCUCAAGAAGAAGAAGAAGCGCGAGGGCGAGACCACAAGCAAGGUCCGAAUGAGCCCGACUCUCGUCACCAAGGCGGCGGUGCUCGAGGUGGAAAACAUGUUCAACGGCGACACCGAUUCGGACGAGGAGAGCAGCGAGGACGACGACGACGAGGACGAGGACGAGGACGACGACUUUGUCGCACCACUUGCCAGUGUUUCCAGGCACGGGCACAUGGGUAUCUCCAUCGGCUCGUCUGCAGACGUCCCACCUACCCCGACGCCGCUGUCCCGCUCCAACCACCUUGCCAAGUUUGCCGUACAGAACGACGAGAACGCCGGCGUUUCAGCAACUCCCCUACGAACGCCAGCCGGACAAGCACCGAGACUCGGACUGGGUGGCGCUACGCCGAUGCGCACUCCCCUCGCAGCCAAGUCAGCUCCCGUCACACUCGGCUCAAAGCCCGUCUUCUGCGAGGAGGAUGAGGACGAGGAGGCCGAAGAGCAGCUUCCGGCUCCAACCCAGGUUGAGCAGGCUGGUGAGAUUUCCGUCCCCGCUUCGCCCGAGCGUCCGAUGACUUCGGCAGCUGAGGAGGCUGUCGCAAACCCACCUGUGCCCGCCACUCCAAUGCCAACCAACCGCCAAUCCGCAAGUCGACGCUGGAUCGAGCCCAUGACCGAGGAAGAGGAAGAGGAGGAAGAGGAAGAGGACGUCGACGAAAACGGCAACCCUAUCGACACCUACGAGGGCAACGAGCACCUCUUCCGACCGCAAUUCCAGCCGCUCACGCCGAUCACAGAGGCAACAUACGAGUUCACGCGCUACACCAACGGUCGCACGCCCGGCACUGCAACGCGCUCGCACCUCGGGCCCGUGCUCAAGUCCCUCCAUCCCACUGACGAGGACGAUGAUGAGGACGAAGAAGUUGACGAGCCUGGCACAAUCCUCACCGCUGGCCCGAUCGCCGUCCCAGCCGCACGACAAGACAUCGAGAACUCAGACGAGCGCAGUUUCGCCUCGACCUCCGGCGAGUCCGCCGAGCGCUCCGCAUGGACCGCAGACAACAAGGCGUCAUUCGAACUCACCAAGGGUCUCACAAUCCGCUGUGCUGCUCCUGAAGGCGACGCCUCGCUGAAUGAGCGGUUCGAGGACUCUCUCGUCAUCGAAGACACCCAGGCGCCCAACCCGUGCAGCCCCACCAACCCCUCGGUGCUCAAUGCGAUCCUCUCCCGACUGGAUGUGCCGCUCGAGUCGCUGCCCGGCUUCGUCUCCCUCUCCUCGUCCUCCGGGAGCCUGCUCGCCGAGCUGCAAAAGAAAUGCAAAUCCAGCCUGGCGAGCAACCAGAUGACGCGCAAGAGCAUGGGCGGCACCGUGUUUCAGGGUACAGGCGUGCUUUCCUCUCCCUUCACGGUCACCAUCGGUGGAGAGAGAUUUGAGAUUCGGGGCAAGCUCGGCGAGGGUGGGUACGGCGCGGUGUUCCUCGGUUACGACCUUGAUUCUGUUGCUACGCCUGCCAAGGAGAGCGACGAGGACGAUGAGGACGACGAGGAUGAGGACGAGGAUCGUCGACGACAAGUGGCGAUCAAGGUCGAGACUCCAGCCAACAGGUGGGAGUUCCACAUCCUCUCGCAACUCCAGUCGCGCCUCCCCUGCGCAGUCCUCCCAUCGAUCAUCGCCGCGCGCAAGCUCUAUCACUACAGCGACACGUCGUUCCUGCUGCUCGACCUGGGCGAGAAGGGCACGCUGUUGGACGUGGUCAACCACUCUCUGACCGCUGGAGUUGCCGCUCCCUCCGCCGAGACAUCCGGUGUUGCUGGGCUCGAGGAGGUGUUGGCCAUGUUCUUCGUCACAGAGCUCCUUCGCGUCAUCCUGGCCAUGCAUCGCGCGGGUCUCAUCCAUGGCGAUUUGAAGAUCGACAACUGCCUCCUCCGCCUCUCGGACGUGACCCCGUCUUCGGCAUGGUCCAACGUCUACACGCGCACAGGCGACGCAGGGUGGAGCGCAAAAGGUAUGACGCUCAUCGAUUUCGGUCGGGCCAUCGACACCACUUGCUUCCCUACCGACCAGACGUUUGUCGCCGACUGGGAGACGGACGCUAAGGACUGCUUCGAGAUGCGUGCAGGGCAGAGCUUUACCUACGAGACGGACUGGUUCGGCGUCGCUGCCGUCGCACACUGCUUGCUGUUCGGUCGGUACAUGGAGACAAAGGUGGAUGGAGAUGGGAAGCAUAGGGUCACGGCGGGCAUGAAGAGGUACUGGCAGUCGGAGCUGUGGUUGGAGCUGUUCGAUGUGUGUUUGAACCCCAAACACGGGUCGGAGACUCUGGACAAGGAGGCGGUGCUGGCGAGGCUGGAAGGCUGUCUGGAUGGCAUGCAGGGGUGGUUGGAGGUCAACUCGAACAAGGGCGGCAAGAAUCUCAAGGGUCUGUUGCGCAAGCUGGAGAUCUGGGCCAUGAAGCAGGGCCAUUAG
Molecule: messenger RNA, 4341 nt
Organism: Kalmanozyma brasiliensis GHG001
Lineage: Eukaryota; Fungi; Basidiomycota; Ustilaginomycetes; Ustilaginales
Product: Protein kinase domain protein
Exons: 1
Coding region: 1-4341 (1446 amino acids)
Biological process (GO): meiotic sister chromatid cohesion, centromeric; mitotic spindle assembly checkpoint signaling; protein phosphorylation
Molecular function (GO): protein kinase activity; ATP binding
Source: RefSeq, a predicted model, not a curated record